UUAAUGGUGAGUCAUCAGUCUCUGCACCAGAAGCUGGCAGUUCUUCUGUUUCUGAGGCACCGAUAGGUUCAGUCGAAACUCCCAUGUCUUCAGAUUGCACUAACACCACAGCAGAACCUCAGUCCGCACCUGAAGCAACUAGUUGUUUGGAAAGCCACUCAUCUGCGUUACCUGUUGUGUCUGCUGGACCAGAACCUACAGCUGCAACAGACUGUGUUCAGCCUAAUGUGAGGAACAGUGUAGCAGCAGAUGCAGCAAAACCAAGGGAAUCCUCCUCCACCUCAAGUGCAUCUGCAGAACCUGUAAGACAGCAGCCUGGUAAUGCCAGUACAGAACCUUUGCCACCAGGGUGGGAGCAAAGAAAGGAUCCUCAUGGUAGAACCUAUUAUGUUGAUCACAACACACGAACUACAACAUGGGAGAGACCACAGCCCUUACCUCCUGGCUGGGAAAGACGAGUUGAUGAUCGUGGGAGAGUUUACUAUGUGGACCACAACACCAGAACCACGACGUGGCAGCGACCAACAAUGGAAUCAGUCAGGAACUUUGAGCAAUGGCAGUCUCAGCGAAAUCAACUUCAGGGAGCUAUGCAGCAAUUUAACCAACGAUACCUCUAUUCGGCUUCAAUGUUGUCAGCAGAAAAUGAUCCACUGGGGCCUUUACCACCAGGUUGGGAAAGGAGAGUGGAUUCAAAUGAUAGGGUGUAUUUUGUAAAUCAUAACACAAAGACAACACAGUGGGAAGACCCUCGAACUCAAGGUUUACAAAAUGAAGACCCUCUUCCAGAGGGCUGGGAAAUCAGAUAUACCAGAGAAGGUGUCAGAUACUUUGUUGACCAUAACACAAGAACCACCACCUUCAAUGAUCCUCGCACUGGGAAAUCUUCUGUAAAUAAAGGGCCACAGAUUGCAUAUGAGCGUAGCUUUAGGUGGAAACUUGCUCAUUUCCGUUACUUAUGUCAGUCCAAUGCACUGCCAAGUCAUGUGAAAAUCAAUGUAUCCAGACAGACUUUGUUUGAGGAUUCCUUCCAGCAAAUUAUGGCAUUAAAACCCUACGAUUUGAGGAGAAGAUUAUAUGUUAUAUUCAGAGGAGAAGAAGGAUUGGAUUAUGGUGGCUUGGCAAGAGAAUGGUUUUUCUUGCUUUCCCAUGAAGUACUGAACCCUAUGUACUGCCUAUUUGAAUAUGCUGGCAAGAGCAACUAUUGCCUGCAGAUAAAUCCAGCAUCAACAAUCAAUCCUGACCAUCUUUCAUAUUUCUGUUUCAUUGGGCGCUUUAUUGCCAUGGCAUUGUUUCAUGGGAAAUUUAUUGACACUGGGUUUUCUUUGCCUUUCUACAAACGAAUGCUGAGCAAAAAACUUACUAUUAAGGACCUAGAAUCUAUUGAUACUGAAUUUUACAACUCCCUAAUUUGGAUAAGGGAUAAUAACAUCGAAGAGUGUAAUUUGGAAAUGUACUUCUGUGUGGAUAUGGAGCUCUUAGGAAAAGUAACCUCACAUGAGCUGAAAUCAGGAGGUUCAAAUAUCUUGGUAACAGAGGAGAACAAAGAAGAAUAUAUUGGGCUAAUGGCUGAGUGGCGAUUUUCUCGGGGAGUUAGAGAACAAACCAAAGCUUUUCUUGAUGGUUUUAAUGAAGUUGUUCCUCUACAGUGGCUACACUAUUUUGAUGAAAAGGAGCUGGAGGUUAUGCUCUGUGGUAUGCAAGAAGUUGAUUUAGCAGACUGGCAGAGGAACACUGUUUAUCGUCAUUACACAAGGAAUAGCAAGCAGAUCAUAUGGUUCUGGCAGUUUGUCAAAGAAACAGACAAUGAGGUUCGCAUGCGACUUCUGCAGUUUGUCACUGGCACUUGCAGAUUGCCACUGGGUGGAUUUGCUGAACUUAUGGGAAGCAAUGGCCCUCAGAAAUUCUGCAUUGAAAAAGUUGGGAAGGAAACCUGGUUACCAAGAAGUCACACUUGUUUUAAUCGUUUGGAUUUGCCACCGUAUAAAAGCUAUGAACAACUAAAAGAGAAGCUGCUCUUUGCCAUUGAAGAAACAGAGGGAUUUGGUCAAGAGUAAAAGUGGUUUCUAGUCCAAAAGGAGAUAUUGCAUAAUAAAAGGCCCAGCCAACUAAAAUUGCACACAUAAUUGUAUAUAAGCUUUUUUGUUCUGUACAGUAAUCUUUCUGGAACUCUAAAAGUAUAAUUGUUCUCCGUUCUUCCACAAAGAUAUGCAAAACAGUUCAGCCUUUUCUACUUUUAUUUAUUGCCCUUCCAAAAGACCAGAAAAACCCCUCAUAAAUUUUGAAAGCAGACAAGAGACUUAUUUAAAAUAUAUAUAAAAAAUAUAAAUAUAUAUACUAAUGGGCUCUAGUUUUAUAGAGCUUUAAAUGUAUGAAAAGUUGCAGCCAUUUUAAAGGGCCUGGAUUUGCUUUAUCUUGGCUUUACUCUUCAGAAAAAUGUUUAAACUGCUCUGUGUUCUCUCUUAAGAAACAUCUCCAAGUUUGUUUUAUUGCAUGGCUGUUCUAAAAGGUGUUAAAGGCUUAGGCCAAACGUAUCUUAAAUAUAUAGAAAGAUGCUGCUGGUAUUUGAGACGACAGAAUAUGUGUUCUGUCAGUUUAAUUUUUUUAAAAUCCAUAAAUAGCUGAUAUAUCCCUCUACUGAUGUAGCCAAGGUCAUGAAUAAAGCCUUUACUACUUGAACAAGAGUCAUGUACAAUAAGAUGAAUGUGAUUUAAUGUUGAAAGGAAUUGGUGCCACUGUUCUGACUUACUGUAGGAGCUGAACAGAAUAUUUUAAUUCAUUUGAGCAGCAUUGAAAUUUGUUUACAUAUUACCUUGGGUUAUUACCACGAGGAUGUUAGGUAAUCUUCAAAGAAAAAAUAAUAAUAAAAGAGAAAAUA
Messenger RNA from Apaloderma vittatum (bar-tailed trogon), 2875 nucleotides. RefSeq names its product WW domain containing E3 ubiquitin protein ligase 1 (gene WWP1). The annotation marks the transcript as partial. The record is from RefSeq and is a predicted model, not a curated record. NCBI's taxonomy places the organism in Eukaryota, Metazoa, Chordata, Aves, Trogoniformes, Trogonidae. Gene Ontology annotation, biological process: ubiquitin-dependent protein catabolic process. Gene Ontology annotation, molecular function: ubiquitin protein ligase activity; protein binding. The transcript is spliced from 17 exons.